AUGGGAGCUAGGGUUGGACUGCAGCACUACCAUUUGGGAUCGUCCGAUUCCUACAUCGGUAGCUCUCUUCACGAUCUCAACUCCGUCGAUGGUCCGCCGAGAGAUAUCGACGGCAUCGGAGGCUCAGGUGCCGGAGAUAGCUUGGACAACGACCGCGAUUCCUCUUCUGUGGACUGUAUGCACGAAUCAUACAGAAACGCUAUGCAAAUUCACAACGAAGGAGUUGAAGAAGAUGGCUCUAACAUGGACAACAAGGGAUCUUCUUACGAUCUUUUAAACGUUGAAGAUGUUUCACCGAUCGAAUCAGCAAGAGGGAGGUUUCUGCAGAUCAUCUUGGACCACUUUAUCAGCCAACAUGUGGUUGAAGUCUGUGCGAGCAAGCGUGAUCAAGAAACUGAUUCAGGAGGACAUGAUGCUAAUAGUAAAGUGAAGAGGAAGUCUGAUGAUACGCGAUACGAAGGUGAUUCGAGUUUCUCAUUGCCGUUGAUGUAUAUUGCGAAUCUGUACGAGACUUUAGUCGGUGAAGCAAAUGUGAGGCUUGCUUCAUUGAAUGGAUUAAGGGAAAAGUCCAUUGGGGUGGCUCUUGAAGCAGCUGGUGGUUUGUAUAGGAAACUAACAAAGAAGUUUCCUAAGAAAGGUAGUUGCAUGUACAGGAGAAGAGAACUAGCAACUUCACUUGAAACAAGGAGUAGGUUUCCAGAAUUGGUAACUCAUGAAGAGAAACGAGUUCGGUUUGUGGUGGUCAAUGGUUUGGAUAUCGUUGAAAAGCCUGAUGCUUUGCCUGUUGAAGAUGCUGAAUGGUUUAAGCGAUUAACAGGGCGUAGUGAAGUGGCUGUCUCUGCAAGAGAUUAUAAAUUCUAUUGCCCGAGACACAAGCAUAGGCGUGUUCAGAGUUCUGUCUCCAACAACAUCCAUGGCUUACCUACAUUUCCAGGUAUAGAUCCUUCAACGUUAGCUAAUACACAAGGAUUUCGCUCUGUUAGUGAAGAGCAAAGUCAACAACAACAGCAGCAACAACACACUCCUUCUCCUUCCAAACAUCACAUGUCAACUAUGUCUCAUCACCAUCCUCAUCAGUUUCACCAAGCUAUUCACCAGAGCCACCACCACCAACACCACCAUCAAUCUAUUUACCAAGGUCAACACGCCGCCGCUCAUUUUCCCGGUCAAUGCGAACCUGAGCUGACUCACAACCAGCACCAGUCACCAUCUAUGUCGCAGCAUAUGGCUUGCUUGCAACCCCUCACUGGAGGCCAUGUCAUGACAGCCAGUCCGGCGAAAUUCUGUGAUCAGUGUGGAUCACAGUACUUGAGAGAGACAUCCAAAUUCUGCUCCGAGUGUGGUUCCAAGAGGCUUGGGAUAUAG
This is a messenger RNA of Microthlaspi erraticum, 1365 nucleotides long. The record is from the annotation of a GenBank genome assembly. NCBI's taxonomy places the organism in Eukaryota, Viridiplantae, Streptophyta, Magnoliopsida, Brassicales, Brassicaceae.